CUCAUCUUUUGACAUUUGAUCACUUUUUUUUCUUACAUCCCCUUUUUAUAUAACCAUGAUCCAGCGCGAAAAGAACGCAUCGCUCUUUCUCGGUGGCGAACGUACUACUGGUCAAGAUGUUCGCGCAAGCAACGUUCUUGCCGCCGCAUCUAUUGCCAACAUUGUAAAGAGCUCAUUGGGCCCUGUCGGUUUGGACAAGAUGCUUGUCGAUGAGAUUGGUGAUGUCACAAUCAGCAAUGAUGGUGCUACUAUUUUGCAACUUCUGGAAGUCGAACAUCCUGCCGGCAAAGUUUUGGUUGAAUUGGCACAACAGCAAGAUCGUGAAGUGGGCGAUGGUACUACUUCAGUCGUCGUGAUUGCUGCUGAACUGUUGAAGCGUGCCAACGAAUUGGUCAAGAACAAGAUUCACCCUACUACUAUUAUUACCGGUUACCGUCUCGCAUCCAAGGUGGCAUGUAAGUUUAUUGCGGAUCAGAUGGCCGUCAAGGUCGAUACGUUGGGUAAAGAAUGUUUGGUCAACGCAGCCAAGACUUCCAUGAGCAGUAAGAUCAUUGGCUCUGACUCUGAUUUCUUCGCCAACUUGGCUGUCGAAUCCAUGUUGGCUGUCAAGACUACCAACGUCCGUGGCGAGACCAAAUACCCUGUCAAGGCAGUCAACAUUCUGAAGGCCCACGGCAAGUCUGGCCGUGAAUCCAUGUUUGUGCGCGGCUAUGCCAUGAACUGCACCGUCGCUUCUCAAGCCAUGAAGACCCACAUUCAAAACGCCAAGAUUGCCUGUCUCGAUAUGAACUUGCAAAAGGCCCGUAUGCAUUUGGGUGUCAACAUUGUCGUCGAUGAUCCAGACAAGCUUGAAGAUAUCCGAAAGCGCGAAAUCGAAAUCACUACCGAACGCAUUCAAAAGAUCCUCGCCACUGGCGCCAAUGUCAUUAUGACUACAAAGGGUAUCGAUGACUUGUGCUUAAAAUUAUUUGUCGAGGCUGGUGCCAUGGCUGUGCGUCGCUGUAAGAAGGAGGAUUUGAAGCGUAUUGCCCGUGCCACUGGAGCCACCUUCAUAUCUACUUUGGCCAACUUGGACGGCGAAGAAACCUUUGAAGCAUCGUACUUGGGUCAAGCCGAUGAAGUUGUACAAGAACGCAUCUCUGACGACGAAUGUAUCCUCGUCAAGGGAACCAAGAUCCAAAACUCGUCCUCGAUCAUUCUGCGCGGUGCCAACGACUUCAUGUUGGACGAAAUGGAGCGUGCCUUGCACGAUUCGUUGUGCGUUGUCAAGCGAACCUUGGAGAGCAACAGUGUUGUGCCUGGUGGUGGUGCUGUCGAGUCGGCAUUGAGCAUAUACCUUGAGAACUUUGCCACGAGCGUGGGCUCGCGUGAACAGCUUGCCAUUGCCGAAUAUGCAAAUGCUUUGUUGGCAAUCCCCAAGACUUUGGCUGUUAACGCUGCCAAGGACUCGACCGAGUUGGUUUCCAAGUUGCGCGCAUACCAUAACGCUGCGUUGAACGAGGGUGCUGAUGAACGCAAGCGUGCACUCAAGUACUAUGGCUUGGAGUUGAUCAAUGGUGGUAUCCGUGAUAACUUGAGCGCCGGUGUAUUGGAACCAGCCAUGUCCAAGAUCAAGUCUUUGAAGAGCGCUACCGAAGCUGCUAUUGCUAUUCUGCGAAUCGAUGAUAUGAUUAAGGUUGCACCAGAGCCCAAGGGCGAGGAUCCUCACGGUGGUCAUGGACAUUAAAAGUAUACAUAGUACAGCAAAAAUCAAAGAAAUUUUUCACUUUCAUUUUUUCCCUCUCUUUUUCUCACAUAAAAAAAUUAUUAAACAAAGCUUGCAUAGUGAGUCCCUCUUUCUUUUGUUUGUUUUUUUUUGGGAGAAGAAACAAGGAAAUGAGUGAGUGCGUCAGGAACUCAAAGUUAAAGCCA
Messenger RNA from Zychaea mexicana, 1911 nucleotides. Its product is annotated as T-complex protein 1 subunit alpha. The record is from RefSeq and is a predicted model, not a curated record. Gene Ontology annotation, biological process: protein folding. The coding region runs from base 56 to 1726 and encodes 556 amino acids. Gene Ontology annotation, cellular component: chaperonin-containing T-complex. Lineage: Eukaryota; Fungi; Mucoromycota; Mucoromycetes; Mucorales; Lichtheimiaceae. Gene Ontology annotation, molecular function: ATP-dependent protein folding chaperone; ATP binding; ATP hydrolysis activity. The transcript has 6 exons.